Messenger RNA from Perca flavescens (yellow perch), 5420 nucleotides. It is a transcript of the gene pafah1b1a, whose product is annotated as platelet-activating factor acetylhydrolase 1b, regulatory subunit 1a. NCBI's taxonomy places the organism in Eukaryota, Metazoa, Chordata, Actinopteri, Perciformes, Percidae. The record is from RefSeq and is a predicted model, not a curated record. The coding region runs from base 501 to 1733 and encodes 410 amino acids. Gene Ontology annotation, molecular function: protein binding. The transcript has 11 exons.
GCGCUCCCGUCAGACCGUGAACGCGAGUUUUUUGCGCGCUCCCGGCUGAAGGCGAAUGCGGUAGCCUACGAAAAAACAAGCAAGCAGCGCCGGAGAGACAAGACGGGCACAGUUUACCUCCACAUCACAAGAUCAUAUUUUGGAGCGGAAAUUUCACGCCCUGUCGGGUCGUGUUACCGUUAAAGACGGCUGAGGAUAUUCACGGGCAGAAACCAUAGGAUGCAGUGUAGACUUUGCUGGUGACUGGUCUGCAGGCUCUCCACUUCUCUUGUCCCUGGAGUCAGCCAGCUGGGGGGCAGAUUCCUGCGUUCCCCUUCUCUCAGUCUGAGUCUUUGUCUGGACAAAACCAACUUCCCGGCAUUGGAGCACACAGCUCAUCCUUGCCCGUGUUGCUUGGAUCAGCACAGCUCAUCUCCUGACUGAGGAGAGCGCAGCAGCUGCACAAGAUUCACCUUCUACCAACUGAUCCCUCCCGGCCCCGCCCACACUGCCCCAUCACCAUGGUGCUGUCACAACGGCAACGAGAUGAACUAAAUCGAGCGAUAGCCGAUUAUCUACGUUCCAAUGGAUAUGAAGAAGCAUAUUCCACUUUCAAGAAGGAGGCGGAAUUAGAUAAUAAUGAAGAAUUGGAUAAGAAGUAUGCUGGCCUUUUGGAAAAGAAAUGGACCUCAGUCAUCAGAUUACAAAAGAAGGUGAUGGAGCUUGAAUCCAAAUUGAACGAAGCAAAGGAGGAGAUCACCCUGGGUGGGCCCGUAAGUCAGAAACGAGACCCCAAAGAGUGGAUCCCUCGCCCACCAGAAAGGUAUGCGCUAAGUGGCCACCGCAGUCCAGUCACCCGAGUGAUCUUCCACCCAGUCUUCAGUGUUAUGGUGUCUGCUUCUGAGGACGCAACAAUAAAGGUGUGGGACUAUGAGACAGGAGACUUUGAACGCACACUGAAGGGCCACACAGAUUCGGUGCAGGACAUCUCUUUUGACCAAACCGGAAAACUGCUAGCAUCCUGCUCUGCAGACAUGACUAUUAAGCUGUGGGAUUUCCAAGGCUUUGAGUGCAUCAGGACCAUGCAUGGACAUGACCACAAUGUUUCGUCUGUAGCCAUCAUGCCCAAUGGAGAUCACAUCGUUUCUGCCUCCAGGGACAAAACCAUAAAAAUGUGGGAGGUGGCAACUGGCUACUGUGUGAAGACCUUCACAGGCCACAGGGAGUGGGUCCGUAUGGUGCGGCCCAACCAGGACGGCACACUGAUUGCCAGCUGCUCCAACGACCAAACAGUGCGUGUGUGGGUCGUGGCCUCCAAAGACUGCAAGGCUGAGCUGCGGGAGCACGAACAUGUGGUGGAGUGCAUCUCCUGGGCACCAGAGAGCGCCCACCCCACCAUCCAAGAGGCCACAGGCUCCGAGACCAAGAAGAGUGGUAAGCCAGGCCCCUUCCUGCUGUCUGGCUCCAGAGACAAAACCAUCAAGAUGUGGGAUGUUAGCAUUGGCAUGUGCCUUAUGACACUGGUUGGCCAUGACAACUGGGUGCGUGGUAUCCUCUUCCACCCUGGAGGCAAGUUUAUUGUGACCUGUGCAGAUGAUAAGACCUUAAGGAUCUGGGACUACAAGAACAAGCGCUGCAUGAAAACCCUGUGUGCCCACGAACACUUUGUUACCUCUCUGGAUUUCCACAAGGCUGCUCCCUACGUGGUCACUGGGAGUGUAGAUCAGACAGUAAAAGUGUGGGAGUGCCGCUGAUUUGGACCUUGGAGGAUUGGACCACCACCACCCCCAAUUACCCAGGCGCUCCUCUGGAUCCCACCUCCCCUCCUGCCAUUCCACCUCCCCUUUCAUCCCACCUUCCCGUCUCACUUAACCUAAACCUCAUCUGCACACCGUCUCCUCCGGCUGCACUUACCACCAUGGUUAUUUACCCAUUGCUCUCUCUGGUCCAAUAACUAUUGUCCUUCUAUGUAAAUUAUUCCUGGAUGUAGAUCGAGCUAUUAAAUGUUACACAAAAAAAGUAUUCUUGCAUGGUAAUCCAAAAUUGUAUACUGUAAAUUUCCGUAACAUCUAGAAGUACCAUAGGUUUACCACGGGGCUGGCCGUCUGUCACGCAGCCUUACCGACCAACCGAAGGCAGAUGUUUUUGACUGGGUGUAAAAUGUAGGGCACUAAAAACCGCUAAUUUAAGAAAUGACAGUGUCUUUAUGUGUAAGAUUUAUUUUUGUCUAUUUUUUUAUUUAGGAUUUUUUUUUUUUUUUGUUAUUUUUCUCCUUCACUGUCGUAGUCUGUUGGUGCCUAGCUUGGUGAAACUUUCAGAGAUAACGCUGGAAAAGCAUAUAUGAUGCGCUAAGAUACGAUUGUCUGUGGGGCUUUGUUAUUGAAAUAAUCUGUAGCUUUAUAACAUCACUUCUCAAGUGUGCAUACCAUUUCUCUUUAUGUGAAACUAGGUAAUAUUUUAAUGGCUGUAUAUACGAAUGUUUCAAACUGUUGUCCUUGGACCUUGGGGGCUUAAAAACAGCUUUGUACUCUUGUCAUGGUGGCACAUGAACCACUGCUAGGCUUUAGAUGAAUUAUCCAAUUUAAUGAAUCUGCAGCAAAGAAUAACAAGUGGCUUUGUGAAUAACUGCACUGAGUUCUUCACGAGAAGCCCAACGUAGAGAGCAAGAUUGUUUGGCUUCUGCUGUCAGUGAGCGCCCUGGGUCACAGUAUCACCUGAGCAAGGUUCAGGGAUUACACCUGAUUAAUCUCUAGCACUUGAUAAAGACCUUGGGUGUAUCUCCCUUUAGGAGAUGAUUUCCUGUGACCUUGCAUGCAAGACUUUUGUUGAACUGAAGCCUCUGUCCACUUCUAGUCCCCUGACCAGUCGGGGUUGGUGUACCAUAGGAAUUAUGUAAAGUCAAAAGAUGCUCAGUUGUCCCAAUGGCGCCUCUUAAGGCUGCAAAAGGAAGCCUUGUGUAAUUUAAACCCGCUAAAAAGCAACCAUAAAGGCAUGAUGAUGAGGAGUCAAAGUGAGCCCCCUGGGUUUGUUAUCUGGGAUGUGCAAAGAUCUCUAAUUUCUAAGGGGUGAAAUAUGUUCUGCAUAAUAAAAAUGGUUUUGAGUAAAAGAAGAAAAAAAAGUUUUCUGUGAAAAUAUGAAAUGUAAAUUUAGCUUGUUAAGAGAUUUGGCAAUUUUUUUUAUCGCACUAAAGGAUGAACUGGAUGGGAAUUUAGAAUUAGUGAGGAAAUGCUAGCAGCAGACAUGCUAUGUGAUGUGUGGAUGCUGUUUUUUUUGUUUUUUUCUUUCUUUCUGUAUAGAGGGGUCUGAUGCUGAGGUGGCUAAGGUGUUUUUUUGUUGUUGUAAAGAGCUCCUCACUGUAAAAAGAGGCAGUGGCAGCUCCUGGAUUAGAUAUGGAGGAGAAUGCUAAAAGCCUGAGCAGCGAGGAUCUCUACAGACAAACCCCACAGACCACCUCACACGUAUGCAAACGUCUUCUGAGUGGCUUUCCUCUAAUGUUCAGCUUUUGAUCUUUGUGGAGCUGUAACCGAAAGAAAAACUGUAAACCAGUCCAUGCUGUAGAAACGACCAUUCCGCUUCCCUUGGAGGACAAAAUAAAUGAAACAUCUUGCUUCUAACUAUAGCUGACAAGGUGAUUCAUUAAUCUUGCACAUCCCUGUUUCACUAAAUCUUUGGUCGUUUAAUGAUGAUCAAAGACUACGUUAAAAUUUAAUGACGACGAUAAAUGCAUAAGCCUAUAAUUUCUGAUUUAGCCUUUUUCAUUCCAAUGCAGUUCUUGGCUAAUAAAGAGUUCCACUGCUUAACUGAUCUUAUCUUCGCUUCUUUGCCACAUUUUCCUCUUCCUGUGUGUACUGGAUGUGGCGAUCUGCUGCUCAAGCUCCUGCUAGUGGCUACUGUGAGCCUAAUGUGACCUGUUGAUGUAGCACUGCUGCAUGUAAACCUGCACCAGAGGCAGAGCUGUCAGAACAAUACUAUUUUAAAAGCUUAAAUAACGGAUCCUAUCACAGGCCAAUUGGUUUGAAUAGUGAGGUGAAAGAAACUGUCCUUGUGUACCUAAAGUAGUUUGAUUAGUAGAUACGCUUAUUUGCUCUCUUGCUGAGCAUCAAGAAUAUCAAUACCACUCACUAGUAUUGUAAAGAUGAUGCCAGUUAGCGUAGCUUAGCAUACAUACCAGAAAUAGUGAACGUUGGGUAUUCUUUUUAGAAAAUUGUGAAUUAAAAAUUUCCCUGGAACCUGCUGGAGUCUCAUUGGUUGCCCGGCAACUGCUCCGUUCCAUAGGACAGAUUCAGGAUCAUAGACAUAUAUACAUAGAUGCCGCAUAUACAUGUAUGUAUUAAACAUGUAUGUAUAUAUGUCUAUGGUCAGGAUAGCCAUAUCCGCUUUAUGCUAAGCUAAGUGGCUGCUGGCUACAGCUACAUAUUUAUUGUACAAUGUGAGUGUUAUCAAGUUUUCCCUCAAACCUAACUCUCGGCAAGAAAGCAAAUAAGCGUAUUUUAAUAUCCAACUAUUCCUCUUACAUUGCUGUGUCCUUGGUCGGCUGACUUGAGUUCAGACAGCUCUAUUCAUUGGUUGUAGAAAGGCUGGUUUUGUUGUGUGUGUGAUGCUAUUUGAAAGAGGUUUAACUCUUUUUCUGUAAAUGCAAUGGGAUUGUGGCGGACUAGGAUGUCCCAAAGGAGAAACCCUCUAUUUCAGGGAAUAUAACCCAUGUCUCCCUUAGGUUUGUGCCCCUUUACAAAGGUCUUAUUUUUCUACAAGCUGUUUUCUCUGUCCUAACUUCUGAGGCAAAGACUGGGUGGAGAAUCAGCUAAUUUUGUAGUACAAUUUGGCAUGACUAAUGAAGAUGCCAAUGUGUUAAAUGUUCUAGCUGAAGCCAAAAAUGGAGACAUUUGUAAGUACAAUCUGGUUUAGCUUGAGAAAUCAGCCUCCUUUUGUUGUUGAUAAUGACGCUUGUCUCCUCAGGAUCACGCUAUGACAUGCCAGGCCAUAAAAUGUAAAUUAGAAACGUAAUUCCCUGCCUUGGUUUUACUCAAGGAAGGCGGUUAAUCAAAAAGGUCAGGACGAUUUGUGUUCUGUUUUUUGUUUUUUUAAGAAACUGUGGGAAAAGCUACAACACAUCUGUUGUGUUGUAGGCAAGUGAUGAAGAAAAUCCCCUUUUUGCCAUUCGCAGGUCCCAAACAAUCCCUGUUCUGCUCUGGUCUGGUGUGUGAAUGGACUGACAGACACGUUUUGACUGUCUGUAGGUCAUUUCCUCAGGCUUCAAGUCCACCUGUCCUCUGUAACCUGCUUGUUAACCACAACCAAGAGCUUCAGACUACACAACAAGCUCCUCCAGGAGAGCUCAUGAUGUUUUCGCCACUAAGGUCUCACUCUUCACUCAGCAAACUGUUAACAAUAUACCUGGAUGUCAUUAUUGUUUGCAAUAUAAUAAAAGAAGAAAAUCUGCA